CGUGGAUGCGGUUUUUUUAAUUAGAAAUGUGUGCAAUUUUAAAUAAGGUGGUAUGGGCAGCGAAAAUAUAUUAAAAGAAUAUUCAGAUUCUAUUAAAUCAUUAAGGAGAGAAUGCCUGGAUGGUGGUUUAGAGGAAGAAGCAUUUCGUGAAUUUUAUUUUGAAUCUCUAAAAUCACUUGAUUCCUAUCAGCAACUAAGAAAUGAAAAUCGACCCAUGUUAACAACAAAGUUAAAAUAUUUAGUGAUAGGCAUGCUUGUCUUGGGAAUUUGUAUUUAUAAUUUCACAGCUGUGUAUGCCUGUAUUGUAUGUAACUUACAAGAUUACAUUUAUCCCGGCUUACGUCUGUUGAGAAAAUUAUCUAUUCCAUUCAUCUCAUUAUUCCCUUCUUUAUCAGAAUAUUAUCAUGAAACAUGCUUGAUACAAAACCCAUUCUUUACUGUAGCAGAUAUGGACUGCUGGCCAUGUAGCACAGCCAGUAACGUUAGAGAAAUUUACAAUCCUUCAGAAUCUGUUAACAUGCAACAGAAUACACCUUUUAUAUACGCAACAGAUCAACAAAUAAUAGACAUGACAUUUCUUAAAGAUAUCUAUUUUAAAAAUAAACAUGUGUUUGAUAAAGAGGCUACAAAAAUAUUAGUUGACAACAGUAAACAUUAUACUACUUCUAAUGAAAUGUUUACACAAGGGCAGCUUGGGGAGGCAUUGUAUAUAUGGAAAAUAAACAGUAUGCCACUUGCAAGACUUCUAAGACAAUACAUUCCUAGACCUAAAAUUGUUCCCAAAUUUGGACAAAGUACUGAAAGAUUCAUAUUAAUUGACUCAAGUCGAAAUAAAUUUAAAGUACCUGAUACAGAAUGCACUUUUUCAUUUCUCCUAUCUCUAAGUGGUAACAGAAAUAUUGAUUUAGAACCUGCUGAAGAAUGUAAACAUCAAUGUAAAUCAUUGAAAGUGGAACUAAGAGAAUCAUAUUUAUUAUGGUACAACUGGUGGUAUUGGAGACCAGUUGUCCAAUCAACUUCUAGCAAUGUAACAUUUAUAGCUCACCUUGGAUCCUAUUGCUGAUAGUAAAAUAAAGAAUCUGUUGGAAUGUACAAAACACCAAUUUAUUAACAUAAAUUAACAAAAAUUAAAUAAAAUUUGC
Molecule: messenger RNA, 1142 nt
Organism: Chilo suppressalis (striped riceborer)
Lineage: Eukaryota; Metazoa; Arthropoda; Insecta; Lepidoptera; Crambidae
Source: the annotation of a GenBank genome assembly